UUAAAAAAUGAAACAAGCGUAUAUUUAUUUACUAGUUCUGACAGUGCAGAAACAAAAAACAGUCCCAAUCCCAGUAAUCCCACAUUAGUGAUUGAUACGAUUAAUAAUCGAACGUUCAAUUAAAAAAUGGUUAGUCACUUUGGAGAAGUAAUAUUUCCAUCAUCACGAGCAUUUUGGGAUGACGAGGAUGAAUAUGAACCAACUGAUAAUAUAGAACAUUCUCUGAAGUUAUCUGUUCGCUGGUUGAAAGAUAAACCAAAAUGUAUACAAAAGUUUAUCAUAAUUGAAGGAGAUCCGUUAAUUCCACUUGUGGAACAAUGUUUGUGUCCUAAAAUGGAAGAAGCAUGUAUCAUAGAAGAUGAAAAUCAUAAAAAAGUUUCAGUUAUUUAUCAAAUUGACAAGCAAAUAUAUGUUUGUGUAAUUUUACCACUGUUUGAUACAAAAAAUGCAGGAAAAUAUGUAAAUCAGAUACAUGACUUGUUGCUAAGUUCAGAGAGCAUAGUUUCAAUACUGUGUUGUCAUGUGUCACAAUUUCAGAGUACAAACGUCCCAGAGACUGCUUCGUUUUUAAAAAUAUUGACUACCAAAACGAUGAAUGUUAAAAAAUAUGGAAUUGAACCAUUGGAACAACCAAAUAUUGUAUUUGGAGUUGGUGCAGGAGUCUUGUCCUAUGCUGAAUUCACUGGCAAACCAGCUAAGUUAUAUAUAUUGUAUAUCGACAGUUUUGUGUUAGACUCCAAAUGUGCAGAACCAAUUUUACAAGUUUUAACUGAUGAAAUACGCUGUGAAUUACAACAACCCAAAUUUUUGGAAAAUCCUUUUAGUAAAGGCAAUCUUUACAUGUGAAACGUUCU
Molecule: messenger RNA, 854 nt
Organism: Cyphomyrmex costatus
Lineage: Eukaryota; Metazoa; Arthropoda; Insecta; Hymenoptera; Formicidae
Gene: PSMG1
Product: Proteasome assembly chaperone 1
Exons: 6
Coding region: 127-846 (239 amino acids)
Biological process (GO): proteasome core complex assembly
Cellular component (GO): endoplasmic reticulum
Molecular function (GO): proteasome binding
Source: RefSeq, a predicted model, not a curated record